Lathyrus sativus (Indian pea) is the source of this 375-nucleotide messenger RNA. The record is from the annotation of a GenBank genome assembly. NCBI's taxonomy places the organism in Eukaryota, Viridiplantae, Streptophyta, Magnoliopsida, Fabales, Fabaceae.
AUGGCGAGGAGGUUUGUUUUGAAGGUGUAUGUAUCUGCUAAGCACAUGACGGCGAAUGUGGUGGAUUGGAAUCAUAAGAGGGUGGUGGCGAGUGCAUCCACCGUGGAGAAAUCGAUAAGCGACGCGUUCGAACUGGGGAAGAAUUGUGACAAGAAAGCGGCGGGUUGUGUUGGUGAGGUGUUGGCGAUGAGGCUGAAGACGGAGGAGCCGGAGAUUGGAGUUGGAGGUGGGGUUUACAUGGAUGUUGAGAAGGAGAUUGAGAAGAAAAGUGUGGAUACUGGAGUAGAGGUUUGGACGGUUGUUGAUGCUUUGAGGAGAAGAGGCGUUAAGGUCUUCGUCGACAAUGAGCACAGUGUAGUAAGGUUAAAAUCGUAA